AUGGGCCGGGACAUCAAGGUUCUCCUGUUCGGAGACCAGUCGGAAGAAAGAUUCGACGAGCUGCGCGAAAUAGUCACAGUUACCGACAAUCCUCUUCUGAGCGCUUUCAUCGAAAAGGCAUAUUUGGCUUUACGAGAUGAGGUUACCCAUCUCCCUUCGGUGACGCGGGGCUUGCCUGGCUUCACGAGCAUCGAGACGUUGCUGUGGCGAUACAAGGAGGCCGGCGUUCGACACCCAGCGAUCGAAAGUGCAUUGGUGUGCAUCCACCAGAUCGGUACUGUGUUGAGAUACUACGGCGAUGGAUCAGAAAUCUAUCCCAAACCCGAAGAUACUAGACUUGUGGCCUCCUGUACCGGGCUGCUCUCUGCCGCCGCCGUCAGUUGCGCCCAUACCUAUAGCGAGCUUGUCUCUGUCGGCCUCGAGGCUCUCAAGCUUGCAUUCCGCGUCGGAUCCCAGGUGACCCAGGCGUGUGAUGAGAUUGAUCAGACGUCGGUGCCAAGCAGUUGGGCAGCCAUCUUCCCUGGGGUAGGAAAAGAAUCAGCGUAUUUAGCCCUUGACGACUACUACAAGAAAACGAACGUCCCGCCAACCAGCCGACCUUAUGUGUCUGCUACCAGUACCAACUCGGUCACCAUCAGCGCUCCUCCAGCAGACUUGGAGAGACUGAUUGAAGCUCGCAUCUUCAAAUCUUGUCGGCCCAUUUGGCUGCCCAUUUUUGGGCCUUAUCAUGCGCCUCAUUUCUACGGUCACGAGACGGUGGUCUCUUUGGCUGCUUCGAUCGAUGAUGCGAGUGCCAGUGAGUGGAAAGUGCGAAUUCCCAUCAUCAACAAUGGCAAAGAGUAUGCCUACGAAGCGUCCAAUUUCCGCCAGCUGAUCGAAGAUGUCCUUGAAGACAUCCUUCUGAAACCUCUGCAUUGGGACAGGCUGUGUACCAAUUGUGUAGCCAGCGUCUCCUCGGCGGAACCAGAGCAAUGCCGCGUCGUGCCAGUAGGCGCGAAGAAUGCCUCCGCUAGCCUGGUCAAUGCUCUGAACCAUAAGGCUUCAUUCAAAAUCGUGGUUGAUAACCGCAGGACGGAAGCCGCCGACAAAACUACGGAACCCAGGCCAAUUGGAGGUCUAGGCAAACCCAAGAUUGCCAUUGUUGGCAUGUCCGGCAGAUUCCCUGAUGCCAUGAGCCCGAGCUUGUUCUGGGACCUCUUGAGAAAAGGUCUUGACGUUCACCGUGAAGUGCCACCCGACCGAUUUGAUGCCCAAGCACACUACGAUCCAAGUGGCAAGCGCAAAAACACAACCCACACACCAUAUGGCUGCUUCAUCGAGCACCCUGGCUUGUUUGACGCCCGCUUCUUCAACAUGAGUCCUAAAGAAGCAGCUCAGACAGAUCCCAUGCACCGAUUGGCUCUACUGACCGCUUACGAGGCGCUCGAAAUGUCCGGCUUUGUUCCUAAUAGAACUCCUUCAACGAGAGUUGACAGGGUUGGGACAUUUUAUGGCCAGACUUCUGAUGACUGGCGAGAGAUUCAAGAUGGACAAAACAUCCAAACAUACUUUAUUCCUGGAGGUGUGAGAGCUUUUGCACCCGGAAGAAUCAACUAUCAUUUUGGCUUUUCGGGGCCCAGCUUCAGCGUCGAUACGGCAUGCUCUUCUAGUCUUGCUGCAAUCAACAUUGCUUGCAACUCCCUAUGGCUUAGAGACUGCGAUACCGCCCUUGCCGGUGGUCUGAAUGUCUUAACUAACCCAGAUAUCUUCUCCGGUUUGUCCCGUGGCCAGUUCUUGUCCAAAACGGGCAACUGCAAAACAUUCGAUGAUGCAGCGGACGGCUAUUGUCGUGGAGACGGUGCCGGCACGGUCAUCCUGAAACGUUUGGAAGAUGCUGAAGCGGACAACGAUCCAAUUCUUGCAGUCAUCCUUGGUACAGGUACCAACCACUCUGCUGAGGCAGUCUCCAUCACCCACCCUCACGCGGGAGCUCAGGAGUAUCUCUUCAAGAAGGUUCUCACAGAGUCUAACCUUGAUCCUCAUGAUAUUUCGUAUGUCGAAAUGCACGGUACCGGAACUCAAGCAGGUGACGCCAUCGAAAUGGAGUCGGUCCUAAAUUCAUUCGCCCCAGCGGAUCGACAGCGUCCUCCAGACCGCCCACUCUACCUAGGAAGUGUGAAAGCGAAUGCUGCUUCGGGUAUCACUGCCCUCGUCAAAAUCCUCCUCAUGCUUGAGCAUGGUCUCAUCCCACCCCAUUGCGGUAUCAAGGGCAGUAUCAACCAUAACUUUCCGGAUCUUGGGGCUCGCAAUGUACACAUUUCUCUCGGUCAUGAGACACCGUGGAAGCGACCGCGAGGUGGCAAACGCAGGAUGUUCUUGAACAACUUCAGUGCCGCAGGAGGGAACACCUCGCUUCUCAUGGAGGACGGAGAUCUACCUACUUUGGAUGGCGAAGACCCUCGCUCCACUGCCGUCGUUGCGGUCACUGGAAAGACCAAGAAAGCUUUAGUGGACAACACAAAGAACCUGAUCGAGUAUAUAUCCGACAAAACUGUAGAUCUCCCGUGUUUGUCCUACACGACGACAGCCAGAAGAGUCCACUACUCCUACAGAACAAGUGUUGCCGGCUCCGAUCUGCCUGGAAUUCUGUCAGGACUUCGAAAAUCCUUGGAGUCUGAGCCAACUCCUGUUCCUUCCGGUGUCCAGAUGGUGUUUGCCUUCACUGGGCAAGGCUCACACUACACUGCUAUGGGUAAGCAGCUCUACGAAACCAACAACCAAUUCCAAGCCGAUCUUCAACGCUUCGAUCUUCUAGCUCGAAACCAAGGACUGCCUGCCAUCUUACCCCUGGUCGAUGGGAGCACUGAAAUCGAGAAGCUUAGCCCGGUGGUGGUACAGACUGGAGCGGUCUGUGUUCAAAUGGCGCUUGUUCGAUUAUGGCAAUCCUGGGGUAUCGAAGCAGCCGCAGUCGUUGGCCACAGCCUUGGAGAAUAUGCAGCGUUGCAAGCAUCUGGUAUUUUGUCAAUCAACGAUGCUAUUUUCCUAGCUGGCACAAGGGCAAAAUGCCUCGAGCAACAUUGUACGAUGAACACGCACGCCAUGCUGUCUGUUGCUGCCUCGGUCCAGGAACUUGAGGGAGUCGUUGACGGCAAGACACUUGAGAUCGCCUGCAUCAAUGGACCAAAGGCAACAGUGAUCAGUGGAGAAUCAUCCAACAUUGACAAGCUCAAGGAACAUCUGUCCUCCAAAGGCAUGAAAUGUACCAAACUAGCAGUGCCUUUCGCAUUUCAUUCCACGCAGGUAGAACCUGCUCUGACUGACUUCGAAGCUGCCGCCGCUGGAGUUACCUACCAUGCUCCCAAGAUACCGCUCAUUGCUCCACUGCUGGGCACUGUGGUCGACGAGGAAGGAAUCGUCAACGCAAAGUAUUUGAGACGUCACUGCCGUGAGCCGGUAAAUUUCCUGGGUUGCAUCCGAGCUGCAAAGGACAAGGGGAUUAUCAAGGAUAUGACCCAGUUUCUCGAAAUUGGCAGCCACCCAAUCUGUGGUGGUAUGGUCAGAUCAAUCUUGGGUCCGACCACUGUGGCUCUUCCGUCAUUAAAACGGGAUGAGGAUGUUUACAAGACCUUAGCAACGACCCUCUGUGGUCUCCAUCAGGCUGGUCUCACAAUCAACUGGAAUUGCUACCACGAAAGUAUUCCCCGCUGUCAACAGACCCUGAAGCUGCCAGCCUAUGCUUGGGACGCAUCAAAUUACUGGAUUGAAUACGAGAACAAUUGGACGCUCAGCAAGCCUGGCAUGGCGCAGAUGCCUGCGGGCGAGCAGUCUAAGAAGCUAAGCACAAGCACAGUCCAGCGUGUCGUCGAAGAGAAAUUUCAGGGUCAAACUGGCACUUUAACCACCGAAACCGACAUUUCGAAGCCAGAAUUGGAGGAGACGAUCCAGGGUCACCUUGUGAAUGGCUCUGCCUUGACCUCUAGUGCGGUCUACGCAGAUAUGGCACUGACCAUUGGUGACUAUGUUCACCGCAAGUUGCAACCCGAAAUCAAGAAUUUCGCGUUGAACUGUGCCAACAUGGUUGUAGAGAAGCCUCUCAUUUUCAAGGGUGGCGAGCAACUUCUACGCGUCGACUGCAAGGCGGAUCUUACCCAGGGUGUCUGCUACCUCACCUUCUACAGCGUUGGUCCCAAAGGACAAAAGCUCAUGGAGCACGCCUAUUGUGAAGUUCAAUAUGGCGAUGUGGAGAGAUGGUCUACCGAUCUGGCUCGACAGAAGUACCUCGUGCAGAGCCAGAUUGACCGGCUGUUGCAGAUGGGCCAAACUGGUACCCUCAGUCGACUCCAGCGAAAGAUGGCCUACAAGCUGUUCUCUGUCCUAGUUGACUACCAGAACGCUUACAAAGGCAUGGCCGAAGUCAUUCUUGACAGUCCAUUGCGUGAAGGUACCGCCAGAAUUGAACUUCAGACGGGCAGUGCUGGCACAUUUUACAUGGCACCGUAUCACGUCGACUGCCUCUGCCAUCUUGCGGGGUUCAUUAUGAAUGCAAAUGACGAACUGGAUUCUUCACAAACCGUGUACGUCAACCAUGGAUGGGACUCUUUGCGUUUCUUUGAGAAGCCGUCGGUGUCGAAGCGUUACCGUUCCUAUGUCAGGAUGCAACCUACAGGCCCUGGCUCCAAGGACUACUCCGGGGAUGUGUACGUCUUCGACGAGGACGGCAACAUUGUUGGCCAGAUUGGCGGCUUGACCUUCCAAUACUUACCCAAACAGAUUCUCGACCGAGUUCUGCCACCAGCUAGUGGUGCAAAGGCCGCUGCCUCUGCUUCAACUAAGACGACCACUGGUAGGCCAAAGAAAGCCGCCCCGAAAUCUGCUCCCACGCCACCAAAGGCAGCACCUAGCGUCCCAAGUGUCAUGAGCCGCGCAUUGGAUAUCAUGGCCGAAGAGCUUGGUGUUCCUGUCGCAGACCUGACCGACGAUACUGAUCUCAGUGCCCUUGGUGUCGACUCGUUGAUGAGUCUGACCAUCUCAGGCAAGUUCCGCGAAGGAUUAGACAUCGAAAUCCCGUCAACCUUGCUAGCCAAUUCAGAAACAUUCAAACAGGUCAAGGACUUUUUGUCUCAAUUCGAAUCCAAGGAUGCCACGCCGCCAUCACCAUCUACAGUGUCCUCGGUGGGGUCGACUGAACCGUCAGGAAGUUCGACUCCUACCCAACUUGAUACCAACUCCACGAUGUCGGACCCACAGAGUGAUGAGACACAUGCUGGACAGGAUGGUGAGAAGCUUGAGGCCAUCCGUGCUGCCAUUGCCGAAGAAACUGGUAUAGACCCCAACGAAGUCACUUCCGACAUGGACCUAGAAGCCGUCGGCAUCGAUUCUUUGAUGUCCCUUCAGAUCCUGGGUUCCUUGCGUGAAGACAAGGGUAUCGACCUGCCACCCUCAUUCUUCACUGACCACAGCACCUUUGGUGACGUUGAAAAGGCGCUGGGCGGAGUUAAAGAGGCUGCGAAGCCCAAGCUCCCGGCCAAAUCCGAAGAAAUGUCGACAGAACAGGUGGUUACGGAAAUGCAAAUAAACAAGGGCCACAAGCCGGCUGAGCCGUCGAAGGAGCAGCUGCGCACUCCGGCCUCUGGCACCAACAAGGCUUUCAAAGCAUCAUCGGUCCUGUUGCAGGGAAAUCCAAAGACUGCAACGAAGACUGUGUUCAUGUUCCCUGACGGUUCAGGCUCGGCGAUUAGCUAUGCCACGAUCCCUCCAAUCGCGCCCAAGGAUGUCGCUCUGAUUGCCCUCAAUUGCCCGUACAUGAAGGAGCCAGAGGCCUUUGAGGGAGGUAUUCCAGGAGUCACAGCGUUGUAUCUGGAGGAAAUCCGUCGCCGCCAGCCCAAGGGUCCUUAUAUCCUGGGCGGUUGGUCAGCUGGAGGCAUCUGUGCCUAUGAAGCCUGCUUGCAGCUCUCUGCUGUGGGUGAGAGUGUUGAAAAACUCAUCUUCCUCGAUGUACCGUGUCCUUUGCCACCACAAGCGCUGCCAUCUCGCUUGCAUCACUUCUUUGACUCGAUCGGACUGCUGGGCCAGGAAGGCGAAGCGCCGGGCUGGCUUAUCCCGCAUUUCACGGCGACCAUCGAAGCGCUGAGUAGCUAUCGACCGCGGCUCAUGGACCCUGCGAAAGAAAAGUUCCCAACUGUAUACACCAUCUACGCACAAGAUGGUGUGUGCAAGAAUGACAACGACCCGCGGCCCGAGCUGACCCCGGAUGACCCGCCACACAUGAACUGGCUGCUCUUCAACCGCAAGGACUUUGGACCUAUUGGGUGGGAGCAGCUGUUUGGCGGUUCCGACAACAUCAUCGGUCUUGACCCUGUCCCUGGUGUCAACCACUUCACCAUGAUGCGCGAGCCCAUGGUCGAAGAGCUACCCAGUCGCAUUCAGAAGGCCCUGGGUGUGACUGACGAGUGA
This is a messenger RNA of Fonsecaea monophora, 6432 nucleotides long. RefSeq lists its product as hypothetical. The record is from RefSeq and is a predicted model, not a curated record. The transcript has 5 exons. Gene Ontology annotation, biological process: fatty acid biosynthetic process; secondary metabolite biosynthetic process. Bases 1 to 6432 code for a protein of 2143 amino acids. Gene Ontology annotation, molecular function: fatty acid synthase activity; phosphopantetheine binding; 3-oxoacyl-[acyl-carrier-protein] synthase activity. Lineage: Eukaryota; Fungi; Ascomycota; Eurotiomycetes; Chaetothyriales; Herpotrichiellaceae.